Molecule: messenger RNA, 2514 nt
Organism: Coprinopsis cinerea okayama7#130
Lineage: Eukaryota; Fungi; Basidiomycota; Agaricomycetes; Agaricales; Psathyrellaceae
Exons: 1
Coding region: 1-2514 (837 amino acids)
Cellular component (GO): Sin3-type complex
Source: RefSeq, a predicted model, not a curated record
AUGCCUUCUCUCCUCGUCCCAACUGCCACACAUAUCCCAAUCAACUUUUCAAAGCGCCAGUCUCUAAAUCUCCCACAAUUUCAACUCUAUGCUGUAGAGAAAUGGCUCGUAGACAGGUCCAGACAGUCAUCUCUGCUUCUGGUCUUCACCGGCGACCCAAACCACACAGUCUCUCUCGAUGAGCUGGUCACCGACGACGACGCCGCUUGGGAUGCCGCAAUUCAUGCAUACAGAAGGGAUGGAGCGAAGCCCAAGCAGACACAGAACGGCGUGCUCAUGGUCACGUCCCUCGCACACUUUCGCUCAGACUGGACAAUAGUCAACAUCCCCAGUGGUGACUUUGCAACCGCAAGGGACCAGCUGUACGCCAAUAUCAAUCUAUUACGCAUGGGCUGCACCGGGAGAAGCGCGUUGUCAUUGGGGGAACCGAGCGAUACUACCAAGGAUCGCUUUAUUUCGCUCUACCACCUCCCAGAGACCUCGUUCUCUCCACCUGCCACGGGCGAGCACCCGCUCCCGCCAUCCUCUUCCAAACGCUUCCCGACCGUGCGCGGAAAGACCAAGGACAGCCACACCUUUAUUCCCGCUGUUCUAGAGCUCGUAAAGCUCAUUCAGGCAGGCUUGUCGAUCUUCGGUUAUUACACCAGUCCCAUCGACGGCUUGCUCUGCGACUCCACCCUCGAUGCCAUCAAUCAUUGGAUGGCGGAAAUCGGGGAGCCCCUGUUGGGGUUAGAGCCCACAGAACGAGUCGUCGAUCCCAUGUUCGUCUCGGCACUCCUCAGCCUCGUCCUUGCCGUCAGAAACAAACUGGCCACGCUUAUUACCCUCGAUUUCAGUAGUCACCAAUCCGCUGCCUCAAAUAACACCAACGUUACACCGUCCCCACCUCCCAAAGACCCCUUCCUUUUCCCACAACCUUUCAUUCUCUCCUUGUCUGUCUAUCUACAGGCAACCACAGGAACCUCCGGAUCCACAGCACUCACUCCUCAAAUCAUUGAAGCUAUCGAUGCUGCCCAUGAAUCGGCAACGAGGAGACGCCUCAAGCCUGUUAGGAAGGUUCUUCGGACGAAGAUCGAUGAUCACCCCCACGCCAAGGUCGACAGCGAGGGCGAUGAAAAGAAGGAACCUCGUGAACGCGACUUUUACCAUUACAAUUAUCGAAGCGGAGGAGAAGAGCCUUCCUCUCUUCCCCCAUCCACCGUGACGUCUCCCACUACUGGGCCAAGCUCAGGUCGAUUACUCGCCUUGACUAGCCUCACUCCGUCCUCCUCAACGUCCCUCGCCCAUGCUGGUCUUUCAUCCCUGACGACCACCACAAGUGACCUCGCUUCCUUCCUUACAGUUGCGCUCACAAAGGAAAAGGAUGGGGAUAGGCUUGGUUCUGGCCCCACAUUUACGGGUCUACAUGUCCGAGCACAUGCCCAAGGAAGACGCGAACGGAGACGUCGGAUGGGUGCCAGUGUCAGUGUCAUCCCGGAUGCUCCAAGCGGUUCUCUACGGAGCAAGACCCGCGAAAGUGUCGACCUUGGACACUUUUACCACGCCGCCUCAGGUGACCCUUCAAGCUCCACAGAAGGUAUUACCAAUACACGACUGCUCGAUACCGUUGUAGCUGGGAGUGUCAAGGCUCUCUGGAGUGGGAGAGUAGCUGAACUCGUUCGCCUUCGUGAACUUGCCAACUCUCCUUCGGCGCAGUGGCAAGACCCCCCUGCCCUUCUUACCCCAAGCCUCUCUCUUCGUGUUCCAAGCGGAGGUAGUGCUCUCUCAGCUUCCUCUUCAUGGAGUAAAGCAAGGAGUAAGGGAAAGAGCAAGACUUCACUCAACCAAGCUUCGGUUUCCAACGUCAAUGUCCAUAGCGAUGGUGACGUCAACACCAGCAAGGACGGCAAUCUCAAAUCCGAAACGGACGACGACAGCGAAGGACUGUAUGCUCCAAAUGCGAGCCAAACUACGUUCGGGAGUUUGUUGGGCGGUAAAGUAAAGGGAAAGUUGGGUACCUGGACGGCAAUGGCAAAGAGGCGUGCGCGAGGGGAGGGAGGAAGCGUGGACCUGACCAGUACCGGUAUACCACAGUCCGUCAGGAGCGCCCCUUGCUCUGUUGGGGUGUCGCCGGCUGUAAGCCAGGAUGGGAGUGGAGGAGGAAGCGCCAGUGGUGCGCCACAAGUACCAACGGUCAUUGAGGAUGAUGAAGGGGACGAGUCCAGAAUGUCGAAGGGACAAAUCAAGCAUCUCAACCUUCCAGGUCCACGGAAGCCCAAACCUUCGAGGAUUGCGACCGCUCCGUCUGCCAUCUCUGGAAGGAACCGUUCCGGUAGCAUCGCGGGUGUGUUGACUAUAGGCGGGAGUGCCAAUGCGAGCUCUGGUCCCCAAAGUCCAACGUUACCCCCCAUGGUUUACGCACCUGGGGAGCCUCCGGAAGACGAGGGAGAGUUGCUGAGCAGUGGUCAAAUUUCCCCUUUGAGUCAGUUCCUAUCUCCCUCGGACUCCAUUCUGUUUACUUACCGAGAUGCAUAA